AUGAUUCAGUUUAGUGACACUGAUAGGUGUGCUAAUUGGACUAGCGGGUUUGGUUACAUUUCUUCAACAAACGAAUACAAAGUUGUAGGUAUACGUGUGUCCCCUUUGCAGACCAAGAUUAUAGAAGUCUACGUAUACACUCUAGGCAGCGGCAAUGGAUGGAGAAACCUUGGAACAUUCAAUAUUGAUUUCGGUCUAACUUAUAUGAAACAAGGGAUCUUUGCUAAUGGAGCUCUUUAUUGGAUCAACACAGAUUUAGAAAUGAUCUUUACCUUCGAUUUGACUAAAGAAAAAUUUCGUGAACAUCUUUCACCGCCUCCUUUGCCACCAAACGGUAAUUGGUGUCAUAACAAAGUAGGAGUUUUGGACGGGUUUUUGUAUUUUGCUGUUUGGCUAUCUAUCGGAGGAGAUGAAGGCUAUAGCUGUUUUGACAUUUGGCUAUUAGAAAAAAAGAAUGACAUGAAAGGACCAGAGGAACAUCAGUCAUUCGGUUGGACUAAAAAGUUUAGGCUUGAAGAUGACCAACUAAUAGCCGUUACCAAGAGUGGAAAGAUCUUAAAUCACACUGGUAACUAUCUCAAUAUUUACGACCCAAAAGUUGCUGCCUCAAAAAGGCUUGUGGAUUUUGAGGAAUGGAUUCGUGAAAUAUAUCCUCACAAGAGCACCUUAAUUUCGUUGAAACAAUUAGGGGAAGAAGAUACGGAAAUAAUGGAGUCGAUUGAAUUUGAGAAGACAGAAAGCUGUGGUUUUCCUUCGCAGCAGCCGGAAGAGGUUGAGGCCCUGGAUACCUUAGUUUCAUUGAAAGAAUCAAUUUUGGAAAAGAAGAUUCCGAGAUAA
This is a messenger RNA of Papaver somniferum (opium poppy), 837 nucleotides long. RefSeq lists its product as uncharacterized. The record is from RefSeq and is a predicted model, not a curated record. NCBI's taxonomy places the organism in Eukaryota, Viridiplantae, Streptophyta, Magnoliopsida, Ranunculales, Papaveraceae. The transcript has 2 exons. The coding region runs from base 1 to 837 and encodes 278 amino acids.